UGGAGUUUAAUCGCAUUUACUAGUUAACCGUCUGGAUAAACAACCUCCCGAUGAGCGCCCGAACACAGUAUUAGCCCCUCAUCUGCACUGAGGACGAGACAGACACACCGAAUACGGCGAUGAUCCAUACAGGUUCAGUUUUAGCGCUGCUGGGUUUGAGUUUUCUUCUGUCUGAUGUUGCUGGAGAUGAACACUCUCUGUAUUAUCUCUACACUGUCCAGUCUAAAAGCUCUACAGACAGAGUCUCUGAGUUCAGUGCAGUGACUCUGCUGGAUGACAGACAGAUUGACUCCUACAGCAGUACAGACGGGGUCAGGACUCCUAAACAGGACUGGGUGAAGGAGAUGAAGGAGAGUGAGUGGACAGCAGGCACUGAUAAACUGAAGUACGAUGGACACCAGUUAAACAAGAUCCUCAACAUACAGAUGAAGGACUUCAGACACGAUGAGUCAGAUGGUCACUCUCUGCAGUGGAGAAUCGGCUGUGAGGGUGAAAAACAAUCUGACGGCUCAGUUUCAGGUUUAAACUGUAUUAAUGAAUACGGCUACGAUGGACAGAGUUUAAUCUCCUAUAACUGGACCUUGAAGAAAUGGUCAGCCUUAGUCAGUCAAGAUGGGAUAACAGAGGAGUGGAACGCUGGACGCGGUCCAAACGCUGUUUAUAAUUGUGAAGAGUGUGAGCACUGGCUGAGGAUUUAUUUACAGUACAACACCACUGAAACCAAACAGACUCGAGUGGAUGUUUAUAUGUUUGUGAAGAAAUCUGUAACUGACUCGACCAAGCUGACCCUGACCUGCCUGGCCACGGGCUUCUACCCCAAAGACGUGGAGAUUACACUGAGGAAGUUCACCACUUCACUGCCUGAACAUCUACUAACAUCUUCAGGAGUCAGACCCAAUGAUGAUGGAACCUACCAGCUGAGGAAGAGUGUGGAGAUCCAGGAGGACGAUACAGCAGAUUAUUAUUGUUAUGUGAAUCACAGCUCCCUCGGAGAGCCAGUGAUAAAAAAAUGGGGUAAGUAUAUAUUAUAUCCAUGACGAUAUUCUGGCUGAUUGUUCGCCAGUUUGAGGAGAUUGUAGUGAAGU
This is a messenger RNA of Colossoma macropomum (tambaqui), 1085 nucleotides long. Its product is annotated as class I histocompatibility antigen, Gogo-B*0103 alpha chain-like. The coding region runs from base 120 to 1037 and encodes 305 amino acids. Gene Ontology annotation, biological process: immune response. The record is from RefSeq and is a predicted model, not a curated record. Gene Ontology annotation, cellular component: external side of plasma membrane. NCBI's taxonomy places the organism in Eukaryota, Metazoa, Chordata, Actinopteri, Characiformes, Serrasalmidae. The transcript is spliced from 4 exons.